CUGGAUUCUGGACUUCCAAGGUUGCCCCUACCACAUCUUCACAUCUUCACAUUCUCAACAUCUUCUUUCUUCGUUCCUCUCUCAAUUUCGAAUUCUCUAUCGAUAAUCCCCGCGUCGGGACACGUUUUUCCCGUCUCCAAUGACCGCUCUCGCGACCUGAAUCUCGGUUUUAACCCCCCUGCGCCCGUUUUUUCCUUUAUUGUGACACCAUGGCGAAUAUGUUGAGUUCGACAUGGCGUUCCUUUUGGCAUACCAUGACCUCCUAUGACCGUCAUGCCUCCCACGACUCCCCCUACCGUACCGGGAGACACGUCCCUCUCAGCCAAAGUCGCCACGAGCCGCUCACAUCUGUCGCAACCAGUGCAAUCGAGUCUCGCCCAGACCUCUCCAAUCCCUACGAUGACGAGCCCACAAAAGGAUCUGCAAGUGCACAAGCAUCCGAGUGGAAUGGCUCCCCCGAUGACUUGGGCUCUCCCACCCAUCCCUACUCACCAGGGAUGAGGUCGGUCGCAUCUCAGAAGAGACAAUCGAACGACCAAGGCGAGGGUGCACCAGAGAUUCAGAUGCAAAGUUUCCACGACGGAGCACCACCGCCGCCGCCGGUCGCUCACUCCUGGAGGAAGAUCGAACGCUGGUUAGAACACAAUUAUGAGGAACUCCUUGACCAGCUCGGUGAAGGAUGUACCCAGAACGAUAUUAACGAAUUGGAGCACGAACUCGACUGCAGUCUGCCAUUAGAGGUGCGGGAAUCGUUGAUGUUCCAUGACGGCCAAGAACGUGGCGGCCUACCCACCGGUGUCAUCUUCAGCGCUAUGCUGCUCGACUGCGAGGAGAUCGUUCAGGAAUGGCGGAACUGGAAAAAGGUCAACGACGAAUAUCUCAGCAACGCAACUAUGAUGCAAAACCCACCUGCACCCAGCUCUGCAGCAAGCUCCUCCGCGGCCGGUCCGUCUCAGCAGGCCUCAUCCACGAUGUGGCAAUCAGAACUGCUCGACCGUCAGGACUCCCAGCCUCCCGGUGCGGUUCAGAAAGCCUACGCACAUCCCGCUUGGAUUCCCCUCGCCCGUGAUUGGGGCGGCAACAACCUGGCCAUUGAUCUGGCACCCGGCCCCGCUGGAAAAUGGGGCCAGGUGAUUAUUUUCGGCCGGGAUUACGACUGCAAAUACGUGGUUGCCCGGUCGUGGGCUGGGUUCCUCGCGACUCUCGCCGAAGAUCUGUGCAGCGGUCACGUCAUUGUUGACGAGGAGACGAAUGAGCUGAAGCUGAAACAAUUCAAGUCCCAAAAUGUGGAGCCUCCAUACAUGGAUAUCCUGCGCUGGAGGACUGAUCAGAAGUUUGGCCGCCGUGCACCUCGCCGGAAGGGCCCCGUACCCAAUGGUCUGGGUGUGAAUGCUUCAGGCAACCGCUCCAGCAGUCGCGAGUCCCCCUAUGGCAGCCCCACGCGCGCUGAAGAACGGGGCCGUUCGCCGCACCGUUUCUCCAAAGGUGGAAAUGCCCAGAGUCCUAAGACGCCAUUCGGCGUUUCCAGUCCUCUUGCACGCGUGACUGAGGAAACAACAAGUCCUGUUGUUACUGCAGGACCCGCAAUCUCCGAAGACGCCAAGGAAAACGGCAAGGAGCCUCAGACUGAAGAUCUCAUGGAGAUUGUAACCCCGCAAAUCUCCAAUAAGGAGAAUGAAGGGUUCCCCAAGCCCAAUGAACUUAAGGAAUCCGACAAGGCCGAGAAAACCGAGAAAAUCGAGAAAACCGACUCCGCGGAGUCCUCAACCGCCAUUGAGUCGGAGGUCCUCGGCGAAAUGAAGAACGUGGCUAUUUAGAGUAAGCCUUGCUUUUUGAGCCCGGGCAGUCCUGUUUUCUCUCGAGUCUCGGUUUUUCAAGGGCAUCCGGCGUCAAUGUGAAACUUAUGGAUGUGCGACAAGGUUCUGCUUCUGCUUCUGUUUCUACUUCUGCUUCUAUGUAUAGAAUUCCCCCCUGUUCUUCUUCUAGCCUCAGUCCCACGGCAUUUGUUGUAACUCUAGGGUGCUGUUUUGCUCCGCUUCUGCUUUUUUUUUACCUUUUCGUUUUGGUUUUCCUUUGCCAUCGAGAUGGCUCUGUGUUUACGGUCUUUGAUGUUUUUUGCCUGUAAUUCUAUGAUGACAGUCUGCCUUGUUCGUUCGUGCUGG
This is a messenger RNA of Penicillium samsonianum, 2162 nucleotides long. RefSeq names its product SMI1/KNR4 family protein. The coding region runs from base 210 to 1817 and encodes 535 amino acids. Gene Ontology annotation, biological process: cell wall biogenesis; regulation of fungal-type cell wall biogenesis. Lineage: Eukaryota; Fungi; Ascomycota; Eurotiomycetes; Eurotiales; Aspergillaceae. The record is from RefSeq and is a predicted model, not a curated record. The transcript has 2 exons. Gene Ontology annotation, cellular component: mating projection tip.